Messenger RNA from Spea bombifrons (plains spadefoot toad), 1520 nucleotides. RefSeq names its product chromosome 2 C21orf62 homolog (gene EPCIP). The transcript has 2 exons. The record is from RefSeq and is a predicted model, not a curated record. Lineage: Eukaryota; Metazoa; Chordata; Amphibia; Anura; Pelobatidae. The coding region runs from base 732 to 1436 and encodes 234 amino acids.
UGUAUCUUUGGACAAUUCAAAGCAGGUGUUGCACGUCUGUUACAGAUGCAUUUGGGGAAUUGUCGCUGUUUACAUGGUAGGAUACUGAGUGGACAUAUGGGUGGAAGGGAGCUUUCCAAAAAGUUUCCAGGACCCCCUACCAUUUAAUAUUAUGCUACUGCCCAGCUCAUCAAUCUGAGUGGGGAAAAUUGUCAAGCAUUGUGAGCGUCAGGUCAGGGGAUCUCACCACCGAUCUGCAAAAUCUGGGACUGUUGGCAGGUAUGAUGCAGCAUAAGACAAAGUUUGCACAAGCGGGGAAUUCAAUUCUGCAAAAUCUGGGACUGUUGGCAGGUAUGAUGCAGCAUAAGACAAAGUUUGCACAAGCGGGGAAUUCAUUUCUACAAAAUCUGGGACUGUUGGCAGGUAUGAUGCAGCAUAAGACAAAGGCUGCACAAGACGGGGAAUUCAAUUUUAUUUUGGAUGAUACUCUUCUCAGCAGAGCAAGCAGUGGCACUGCUUCUUUAACUGCAGCCAAAGCCAAAAUCUCAGAGAACUAUUUCCUGCUACUGGUGUUGCUGCGUGGCAGCGAAACUAAAGAUAGAUCAGGGGAAAAGAGCUUAUUGCAGACCAAAAAAAAAAAAAUCUAAAAUGAAAAAAACGUUCAAACCUCCGAAGCAGCUGCCGAACCCAGAACGUUUGCGACCGCAGGGUAACCUGAACCGGCGAACAUGACCUAGAGCAGCGGGCGCCAUAUGGAAACAUGUUAUGGGAAGGCUGAGAGAUCCAGGAGACGGAUAUCAAUGCCCUUCUACAGUUCCCAUCCCUUUUUAUUUGGCUUCCUGGGCUUCUGUAUGCUUAAAAACCUUGUAAGCAGUCAAAACUACACCUUGAUAUUUGCCAGCGAUCUCAACAACGUUCGCAACUGCAGCUGUUCUACCCUCAUCCGUGACUGUGACUAUAGCCUGGCCAACCUGAUGUGUAGCUGCAAAACUAUCCUCUUCCAACGGAAUAGAACGCUGUCAAGUCUUGUCUAUACCGGCGACCUGACGGUCUGGUUCCCAAACACGCCAACGCUCGGGCAACUGCUGAACUUUAGUCUCGUGAACGACCUAAAGAUUUCGUUCUGCGGAGCCGCUCCUCUCCCCGCUCAGUACUUGGCCAUCUUGGGCCUCAGACAUCUUCGAGUGAAGACACGCGGAGCGCCUGAGCAAAGUUUAAAGUUAUAUAACCAUGAAGACAUUGUAUCCAAGGACGCUGCCUGUACCGAUUCCGGAGGAAGGAGAUCGUCCCAUCACAUCUCUUAUCUAGACACUUCUCUUUUUAAUAGGAAUACCUCGUUAAGGUCAUAUAGCGUUGAAGACGUUCCGAGCAUAGCAGACCACUUUCCGAACUUACCUUACCCCGGGACGGGCUCCGCCGCCAUCAACGUGAGCUUUGUUGUGACACUCAUUUACUAAUAUGGGGAAAAAAUGUCAGAGGAUGAAUUCAAUGAAAAUGUAUUUUGAAAUUGUAUAUUUUUCAAUAAAGAAUUAUUGCCGGUG